CAAUCGAGUUAUGUUUGACAUCGGCUUCAGUGGACUGUGACUAUUUCAGUGGAAUUUAUUAAUAAAUUUAAGGAAGCAAAGAAGAAAGGAGUAUCUCUUUAUCACCAUCAAACAUGUACACAUUGAGAUCAUUCUUGUUUCUGGUUUGCUUCCUUUUCUCCAAGAGUAUCUGUCAAGACUACACCGUGACUCCCAUAACAACAAGUUCAGGACUUUACUAUGAAAAAAUUGGUGAAGUUUUACUGUCAAACAGUAAUUGGCAAUUCGUGACCUCAGUGGAUUACACAGGAUACCUUUUGUUUUAUAAAUAUUUGUUACAGCAAGCAAAGGAAAUAGAGACGUUUUGUGAGACGCUCCAGUCGCCUAUAUGCAGAGAAAGGUAUAACAGGAUACAAUCUAACUUGGACAAGAUUGAGGAAACGGAUGAAUCAAUGGCGAACUUUUUGGGAAUCACAACUGAAACUAGAAGAGUAAAACGUUUUUGGUCUGAAAUAGGUAGUUUUCUGUUAAACUUAGGUGGCGGAAUAGUAAAAUCAAUUUUUGCUGGGGGAUCUAGUAACGUUGACUUAUCCGCGUACAAUCGUGCUAUCAACAAUUUACAGAAUGGCCAACAGGAAUUAGAAAACCAAUUGCUUCUUCAAAGAACGGUUUUUACGAUAGACUCAGAGAAAAAAAACAAGGAAAUUGCCCAGCUGAACAAAAAUCAAGUUGACAUAAAAACCAAAAUCAUUUCUCUAGAGCAAUCAUUCCAAAUAGACAAGGACCAAAAGGAAAAAGAAAUAAAAGAGUUGAAGAAGACGCUUGACGAAAUAAACGUUAAAAUUAAAAAGCAGGAAGAAAAUCAAAAAAGGCUAGACGGAAAAGUGAGCGAGAUUGAAAAUAACCUCUUAGGUAUUCAUAACUCUAUAAAGGAAAUCAAAAGCGAUGUUGCAAACAACACAAAACGUAUUGAUAAACUCCAAGUGAUCAGCCAAUUAAAUAUAAUUUCUACCGAUUUUAUAUUGUUGAUGAAUCAGUUCCAAUCAGAACAACAAAUUUUGUUUGAAGUGAUAAAAACUGCAAAUGCCGGACAGCUGGACCCAUACAUACUAACUCCAUCCAAAUUAACAGAUAUGCUGAGAGACAUUCAAGAACACUUACCCGAAGGAACAAAAUUUCCUUACUAUCCUAACAUUAAAAAUGCCCAGAAACUAUACAACAUUAUCAAGCCUUCCGUUUAUUUAUUCGAUUACAAGGUAAUUUUUAUUCUUAAUAUACCUUUGGCGUACUCCAAAACGUUUAACUUGCACAAACUUACAAGUCUACCAGCAGUUGCUCAAGAUAACAAAUUUGUCUUUAUUCUACCGCAAGAACCUUUCUUGAUAAUAGACAAUAAUUAUCAAGAUUAUAUGUUAAUGUCGAAAGAUAAUUUUAAAUCGUUCUGUUCUGAUCUUGAAACAACUAAAUACAUAUGUCAACAAGUUGGGGAGGUAUUUCACUCCCAAUACAGCGAAGAAUGCGAAAUUAAUUUAUUUAAGUCGCCGAGGCAGAUACCGCAAACGUGCAACAAGAGAAUCAUGGCUUUAGACAAACCUAUGUUCAUUCAACUUCAACAAGAAAGAUCUUGGAUAUAUGCUGUUCCAACUGUUGAAAAUAUAAUUAUGUCUUGUGGCAACAAUAGAACUACGGUAAAUUUAAUAGGAACGGGGUUUAUUCACGUUAACGAACAAUGUCUAGUUUUUAUACAAAAUGGGAAAUCGUUAUCAUAUUUCACUACGUUUACAAAACCUGUGGAAUCGCAUUUUUCGCCCUCUGUUAAUCUCACCGACUUCAUCGAUAUUAGUCAGGUUGAUGGCAUUGAUACUCAGGGAGUGAAAACUAUACAAAACAUUUAUCCAUUUGACUUCAAGAAGCUAGAGGAUGUUAGUUACAAAAUUAUAGAGAGUAAGGCAAAUUUGAUUCCCCUAUAUUGCACGUUAUUUGUUUUGCUCCUUAUCGUAAGUGUGCUUAUAUAUUUAGUAUACAAAAAGAAAAUUACUUUAGAUAAACUGAGCAGUAUUUGGAGCAUAAGGAGGCAAAGAACUCCGACGCAGUCAGGAGGCAGCGCAGAUCCCGAAAAUAUAAAAAUGAAAAUUAAAGUGAAAAAUGCCGAUGAUCUUCAAAACGUAUCUAUUUACGGAAAAACAAGUGAUACUGAUCCGGAAUCGGAAUAUGUUACGGUCAAAUUUAAAGUAAAAAAAGAUGAGAAUGAACCUUCAGUCUCACAUAAGAAAAUCAUACAAAAUAAGUUAGAUUACCCACCAAAGAAUUUACCACCAAAAGUUAAUAAAAAGGAUCAGAAUGAAGCUUCGCUCUCACAUAAGAAAAUCGUACAAAAUAUGUUGGAUUACCCACCAAACAAUUUACCACCAAAAGUUAAUAAAGAGGAUCAGUAUCUGAAUGACUUACGAAAACUGAAACCAAAACAAGUAAACGAUAAAUAUUGAAUAAAUCGGAUUGUUUUUUUAUAGCUUUAUUUGCAGUUGACAUAGAUGUUUACUUUUAAUGUUUGUAUAUAAU
Messenger RNA from Anoplophora glabripennis (Asian longhorned beetle), 2538 nucleotides. RefSeq lists its product as uncharacterized. The record is from RefSeq and is a predicted model, not a curated record. The transcript has 3 exons. NCBI's taxonomy places the organism in Eukaryota, Metazoa, Arthropoda, Insecta, Coleoptera, Cerambycidae. The coding region runs from base 114 to 2465 and encodes 783 amino acids.